Acromyrmex echinatior (Panamanian leafcutter ant) is the source of this 3702-nucleotide messenger RNA. RefSeq lists its product as uncharacterized. The record is from RefSeq and is a predicted model, not a curated record. Lineage: Eukaryota; Metazoa; Arthropoda; Insecta; Hymenoptera; Formicidae.
CGCGAGCAGGAACUGAGGUGGUUCAGGCAAUCUCGGUUGACUGGACUGUUUACACCUUUCGGUCCGCGAGUGUAGAUAAUACAAUGUAGUGUAGCUUGAAAAAAACAGAUACGUUUGAUCUUUCCAAGUUUGCACUUUAAUUUUUACAUUACAAAAAAAAUCUAAAGGCUGUGAGAAAAGAUAAGUGUAAUUUGAUAAUUGGGCGAGGAACUUUCAAUAAUUUUGUCAUUCAUGAUAACUCGAAGUGAUAGAUAUUAGAUGGACUAGAUCGCUAGCGUCGCGUAUCCAUAUUUUGAACAUAAAUAGGCUACUAGGCUAUGCUGGCUAGGACGCUCGACGAAGGAAGUGAUCUAGGACGAUUGGAGUUUUUGUAACUACAACCAUAUGUCAGCUGAUCGACUCACACUUAAUUCAGUUGCGGUACUUGCGAUAGUUGCGUUUGGAAUUCGAGUUUCGAGUUGAAAAAGCGUUUCCUCACUCAUCCCGAGUCUUAAUUUAUUUAUACGUUGAUAACCAAGUGUGAUAUCCUAAUUCUCGAGUACUUUUGCUCAAUUUUGCUCAACUCAAGGAAACCUUAGAUCUUCUUCGAAAUAUUAUGGAGGAGGAUAAAGAUUUCAAAAAUAUUUGGAAAGUUUAUCGUUCAUCUGAGACAGAACGAGUUAGAUCAAAUACUUUACCUGUAUUGUUACCAUCCAAUAACCAAUCGUUGAAAAACGACACGAGCGACAAUUCACAUGCUUUAAUCAGACCAUACAGUUGCGAACUGUAUGGGAGCAACAAAGAAUUAAGCAUAAGAUUCCAAGAUAGGAUGUUGAAAGUUAACAGUGACCGUGUGAAUACAUGGAUUUUUCCACACUACAAUCAUGGUAUUGAAAACCUAAACUGGAGCAUGCAAUGUAAUUCAGGAUCGUUUAUAAGAAACACUACAUCAAUGAAAGAUCAGUUGGAAGAUAUGGAAGUUGAUUCAGCGAGUCAAUCAACAGAAGAAUAUACUAUAUGUCAACCAGAAGAGGCUGGUACAAUUAAAUCUGUUAUUUUUUCAAAGAAGACUAGUUUGCGCCCAAAAUUGAAAAUAAAAUCUGAGAAACAAAAACCUGAGAAGAGACAGGGCUCAAAUCCUGUGAACGAAGACAAUAUAACACCUACGAAAAAAUGGAAGGAUGAUGAUGUAUUAGACAAUCUCCAUCCAAUUGCUCCGUCUGAUUCUUCUGCCAUUUCUACUGCUAAUAGCUGCGACAAACGCGAAGAUUCUCAAGCUAAACGUCUACUGAAAAAGAACUUUUUCUUCUGCAAACGUUCUAUGUUUUUACUAUUAUUAUCUACGAUACUCGUGACUUUUAUCUCGGUGUACUUGUAUGAAAAUCAGGAGACUCGCAAGCAUAGCAAUGAUUUUGCGAAUGCCGUUGUUGAAUUGAAGGAACGGAUUUAUGGUCACAACAACUUGCAGAAACUCUGUGAAUAUCUUCAGAGUGAUGUACCCUCCUUCAAAGUGAUAGUCCUCUUUGGUGAUACAGGCGUCGGUAAAUCAUACACGGUAGAUAUUAUAAGAAGGAAUUUCCCGCGAAAGUAUGCUAUUCGUCAGUAUUUCCCGCCAUUGGAAGCCGUGAACGACAUCAACGUUCCUCUCUUAUAUCCGAAUCUAAUUAUCCUGGAAAAUUUGAAAAAACACGAUUUGACGGACUUUGUAAACUUUCUAGAGGCCCGUCGAGACACGUAUAAGAAUCACUUCGUGACCGUACUGGCCAUUUUCAACUUCGAAGAUUUAAAUAACCUCGAGAUACGAAUAAGAAAUCGGCUUUACGAUGCAGCCGUAAUAAAAAACGCUUUUCUCAACAAAAGUAUCGAAGUUGAAAUUUUUUUCUAUGAGUCUUUGAACGAGAAUGCUUUAGAGGGUUGCAUUAUAGAUGCGAUCAAAGAGAGCAAGUUGACGCUCAACGAAAAACAAUUUGAUCUUGUUAAAGAGAAUCUGUUGAUACAUCAGGCUGGUUGUAAAAGGGCCUACAGGUAUGUUCAGCUGAUCGGUAGGCAACAUGAAUGAAUGUAAAAAUUGAUCGAUAGAAUUCCUUAUAAAGACGAAAUGAAAAGACUGAUGAAAUCAUUAUGUAUUUUAUGACUGACAUAACAAAUAUCUGACUUCGACGCGCAUUUUUUUGUAUAUAUACUUUAUGUAAUUGUUUCAAUUACUAUAUGAGUACUUUCCAAUUGCUUAACACAAAUGUACACAUAUUUUAACACAAAUGUACACAGGAGUAAAAUGUAGCAUUGUGACGACUCAAUUAGAACAAAUGCGUCGCUGUACAUGAUUUAAGUAUAAAAUUAGGUUAAAGAUAAUUUUUUUCACCUGUAUUGAAUGAAGGCCAUUAUCUUCCAAUCUUAUUUAGUGAUUAGUAAUAUGUAAUUGUCACAAAAAUACAAGCUUACAUAAUCGACUAGUAGCUUUUGGACUGAGUACAGAUAUGUGUCAAUGACGAUAAUUAGAACUUUGUGUCGCCGUGUUCACGAAAGUGUGUAGUGAUUUUACAAUUGGAAAGCACUUUAUGUAUUGUGAUAAUCUUAAGACCUAAUAAGUAGUUCUUAUUGAGCGAAUAUAUUUUCUGAAUGUAAAUAUUUUUUAAAACGCAUUUUCGCUUUGAUUAAUUAAAUGAUUGUCGACCUUCUCGCCGAUUUUUCGUUAAAGGACAAUUUUGAUAAUUUAUGGAAAGAGAUCGAGCAGCCAAUUUCAUUAGUGAAAGCCAGCUUGGACACGAAUAUGACGUUCACGGUCUAUGGACUUGAACGCAUGAUGAAAUUUUCAUGUGCAUUACUUCCGGAUUGUGAAUAUUGAAGAUUCGAGCAGUAAUUUUUGCAGGCGAUAUCGAAUCACUUACGUUCGAUGAAACGCGUAAUCUACUCGUAGUUUCGCACGAUUGAGCGAACUCAUAUGGUUUAAGAUUUCCAAUACACGACAUAUACGACAUAUAAAAUGUCGCGGACUUUGAAACUUUCUUUCUGUAUUGCAUUUGGACUCAUAAUAAUUUGUAAGCGAUAUUACGUAUGUUAACUAAUGACACAUUAUACCCAAAGUAUGAAUGUUACGUUAUUACUACUGAUCACUCUUGUGCAAUCAAAAAGUCGCUCGAUUGUAUUUCUAGGUAGGUAAGUAAAAUUUUUCCAAGAUGUGAAAGAAAGAAUUUCUUAUCGAUUACAUAAAAUAGUCGUGCGGUCGAGUUGCCGCUAUGAAUGUUUCGAAGCAUUAUUCGAUUGGUCAAUUAGUAAAAUUCUUUCUUCCGAAUGGUCAAUCAAAUGCUUCAAAGCAUUCGUAGUGGCAACUCGACCGCACCCAUAGACAUCAUUCUAUCUCUACUUAGGAAUAAGUGAGGGAAGAAUUAAGUGUCAAAUCUUGAAAAAGAUUAUUAAGAAUAUUUUAUUUUUAAGUUACAAAUUUGAUGAUGAUGAGUCAGAAUGUGGUCAGAAUUGCAGUCAGUGCCUUUAAUUAACUAUUCUCAUCUUAGGAUAGACGUCUUUUAGAGGUACAUUAAACUUGCUACUUGUAUUUUUGGGAACUAUUUUGCUCAAUCUAUUUAUAUUUCAAUUUAUAGUAAUUAGAUUAUGUAGAUUUACAUUAUGGACAAAUUAUAGAGUUUUCGUUUUAUACUUAUGACUUUUAAAUAUUAAUUUAUGAAAAAUAAAUAAUUCAACUAGAACAUUGAUUAUACAUAUAGC